ACCAAUUUUCAAAUUUUGAAUUACUAGGAAUUAGUAAACUAUAAAUUCUCUGUAGACCUAGAUCUUGUAAUCUCAAGUCUCAAGCCUAAUUAAAAUAAGAGUAAAUUAUUUGUAUUAGUCUGUAUAAAAGUCGUUAUGCUCAACUAAAGACAGUGGCUGAAAGUAGCAGUAGUCAGCCUGUUUUUACUGGUCUGGGCAGUGUUCUCGUCAUAAUUAUUUCAUAUUAAGCUAAUUAUUAAAAUAUUCGAGCCUGUGAUCUUUAAAGAAAAUAACAUUUAUUAUAGCCUAUUAUUUUGGCUGUUAAAAUUAGACCAAGGCGCAGAUUAGCCUACCUUUUUGCUUUACAUUUAAUAAAUUCGCCCUAAUCUUAAGUAAACUGCUGUAGGCUUAAAUUACUAUAUUUUAAUUGGCAUAGACUGAAAAAAGUGUUAUACUGUGUGUAUGCCAAUAUAUAAAACAACCUCAGGAUACUUUUUCUGUUAUGAAUGAUGAAAGAAGUAGGCCCAUUUCUGAGGAUGCAAUAUCAUUUCUAAUACAACAUUUUUUAAGUGAUAUUUAUUUGGACAAAUUUUAAAAAUGUUAGGACUUUGUUGGACUCCAAAUGCUGUGCAAGGCAUGCAGAAAAUGGCUAGUACUAUGCCAUCGAAUCCAGAGCAGCUUCUUGGUGCAAUACUUGUGAGAAAAGAUAUCUUUCAUCGCUUUGAAACUACAAUGCAUGAUACAUGUUUAGAUGCAAAUAAUCUACUUGAAUAUCUUUUUUCACUGUACAACAGCACGGCUGCACCUGCAGAAAGAGAAAAUUUCCCAUCUACACAGAAUAUAGGAUUUAUGCGCAGGGAUACCAAUCACAAUAGGAAAUCUUCAGGGAGAGGCCAUCACAUAUUCAAUCAACAAGGAAACAUUGUUAAUAACCAACAUUUGCAACCAGGCAUACAAGCAAGACUUGGUGAAUCACCUAGAGGUCUACAGAGUAUGCCUGAUGGAUUCAGAAAAAAGCCUAAGAUGGAACAGCACAAUUUCCAGGCAAAUUUAGCAUACAAUACACAGCAUCAGGAAUAUAAUCAGAAUACUGCUAUACGACCACAUGACACGCCAGUUUUCCCUGGUUCUGGUAAUAAAAAUAUCAACGCAGGAGUAAAAAUGGAGUUAUCUACUGAUGGAGAUCCGCGGCACACUCAGUCGUCAUCCCCUCUACCGCCUUUUAGUCAGAUUCGUCGUCAGGGUAGCAGACCAUACAGCCCUGGUUCUGCUCCUUUCCCUGACAACUUGGCAACUCCACCGCAUGAUGAUGGGCGGCAUAACGUGCCACAUGAUUCCAGUGGGGAUAUCAAAUCAGAAAUAGAGGGUGCAUUGCACAGAACAAAUGAAGUGCCCCAACCAGCUAAAGUGGCUCAUAGUCAGAUAAAACAUGCCAAGAAACAUAAAGCCUCUCUUCUACAAGAUAACAACAACAGUGGAGAGCGUGCAGGCAGGAAGAAACGAUCUCACCAGUGUUUUUGUGGAGCUUUGUUUACAAGAGCUGACAACUUAAAAAGACACAUCAGAAAAUGCCAUGAGGAAAAGCUUGAAAAAUUAAACAAUGCUCCCAUAGAUUUUGAGGUAGACACCGGUGGUCCCCCUUUGACUGAAUUCCCAACUGUGUUCCCGGGGGCAGGGCAAGAAGCUGUGAACUCAUCACAGCAGCAGGCAGAGAACCAUGAUCAGCAACAGCAGCAGCAACAACAGCAACAAGAACAACAACACCCACCCCAGCAGGCUGAAGAGACGUUGAAGCCUGGAAUGAAAUGGUUAUGUUUUUGUGGGGAAAGUUUUGAAGACCAUCGACAGUUAGUUGAACACACCAGAACACAUGAUAACACAUAAAGUUGUAGGAUUAUGUUUUCAGAUCUAUCACUUUUUAAAAAUCAUUAACGGUAAAUAGACUGUAGCAGCUAACUACGA
This is a messenger RNA of Physella acuta, 1941 nucleotides long. RefSeq lists its product as uncharacterized. Lineage: Eukaryota; Metazoa; Mollusca; Gastropoda; Physidae. The record is from RefSeq and is a predicted model, not a curated record.